Messenger RNA from Didymodactylos carnosus, 2901 nucleotides. NCBI's taxonomy places the organism in Eukaryota, Metazoa, Rotifera, Eurotatoria, Philodinida, Philodinidae. The record is from the annotation of a GenBank genome assembly.
AGCCCACCUUUGUACACCACGCCCCGAUUCAUCGGUCAUAUAAAGAUUUCCACCAUUAUCUAUUGCACAUCAUAAGUUUAAUGUUUCUAUUUUCUAGCUGGAACAGGAACAAUCUGGACAACGGCAACAUGGUCUGAAAAUGCAACAACAGUUGCAGGACGUAAUAGUGAAGGUGCAGCAUUAAAUCAACUCAGUCGUCCAAAUUCUAUAUUUGUGGAUGAUAACAACAAUGUCUAUGUGGCAGAUCGGUUGAAUCAUCGCAUUGUAAAAUGGACACCUAAUGCUUCUAGUGGAGAAGUUGUGGCUGGUGGAAACGGUCAAGGUUUAAAUGUACAUCAGUUGACCAGGCCAAUGGAUGUGUCUGUAGAUAAUGGUGGAAAUCUUUAUAUGACCGAUGAAUCGGGGCGUGGUGUACAAAGGGUUGUUGUCGCAGGCGGAAAUGGAGAUGAAAAUGCCUCAAACUCCCUUAAUCCAGGAGAGGGUAUUUAUAUAGACGAUAAUGGUGAUGUUUAUCUUCCAGAUCAGAGGAAUCAUCGCAUCCAGCUAUGGUCAAACGGUUCAUCGACGGGUGUCACAGUAGCUGGCGGUAAUGGUCAAGGUGUCAGUUUAAAUCAGCUUAAUACUCCACUAUCGGUUAUACUUGACACAAACAAGAAUAUUUAUGUAGCAGAUUAUUAUAAUAAUCGUGUAGUGAAAUGGCUUGUAGGUGCCAAAAGUGGAAUAAUUAUUGCUGGCGACGGUGGCCGAGGCAGUGGAGAAAACCAGUUAAACCUUCCAAGCGGAUUAAAAUUCGAUAAAAUUGGUAAUUUGUAUGUUGUUGAUCAAGGCAAUAAUCGUGUACAAAAAUUUAUCAUUGAUAACAAUAGUUCACAUGAUGAUGGUAAGUAUACGUUUACACAUUUAACCUAAAAAGGUGUUGAUCUUUUGUUCUCAGAGUCAUGAAAUUCGAGUCUAUAUUAUCCGACAUCGAUUUUGAUUAUUUUAUUUUUGUACUGAUAGAAACAAAACAAGUUUGAGAGGAGGGAAGGAGAUAGCAGAAAACUUCUUCGAAAAAGUUAACAUUAAUAAAUGCGUUUAUCAAGAAUAUUCAACCCCAAUGGGCUAUUCAUUUUUGUCAAAUUUCAUUUAACUUGUUUAUUCUGCUGCUAUCACGAAUCAAUUUUAAAUGCCUCAGUUCUUUUUAUUUUCUUUAGCUUAUUUCUGAUGACACAGAUCAAAUAAAUGUUAUUACAAAUCUAUUCAUUUUAAUUAAUAAUGGAAUUUUAUAUAAAAGCUUUCCUUGACACUUGUUAAUGUUUUAUUUUAAAUACCUUAUUAGUUAUCGUUAUUUUAUAAACAUAUUUCCCUAAGUGAUAUUUUGUUUCAUCUAACUUGAAGUUAACGCUAAAUGAACAUAAACGGUUGAUUGUAAAAUCGGACAGAAUUAUAGUAGAUAUACGUUUUUUUUUUUCUUUUUUCAAAAAUCAAAUUUUUUCUCUUUCUUUCCUUUUUGGUGUGCAUUUAUUUCUUAUUUUUUUUUAACACGUUAAUAAGAGCAGUAAAGAAAUUAUAAAAAUUGCUAACAAAGAAGUUUACCAGAUUUAUUCCAGCAGCUAAACCUCCAACUUAUCGUCGAUCAAGAGAACAAAAGCGGGUUUACAACUGAAAGAAAAUUUUAUAAUAACCGACGUGAUUAUUACGGCAAAAUGUUUUGUAUUUGUUUGAAAUAAAAUAGUAUUUCAAAAUCAAAUUAUUUCUCCCAAUUUUGAUUUUCCUCAAACUGUCCCAGUUUGUCGAAGAUACUUUGAAAUAAAUAUAUCUCUUAACGUUGUUAUGGUUUACUGAUGCUAUUAGGACGAGAAAAAAUUAAUUAGUUAAAAGAACGUUGCUGAGUUUUCUAGCAUGGAGCUAUUAUUAAAACUACUCCUAUCCCAACACCAGUUAAAAACUGGUGCAUGCCUAUUCGUACCGUGAUUAAUAUAUAGUGCAGACUUCUGUAGACAAUAUAUGAUUAUAUCGUUGAUAAAUCUUGCCAUUUCAGCCAAAAAUCUUUUUUUGAAAUAAAAAUGAAAUAAGAAUUUUGACUGACUUCUCAAGACAAACUUGAAAAAAAUCUUGACUACUGUCAAGAAUCAAAAAUCUUGCAAGAAAUAAAACAAGAAAGUCGACCGGUCAUAAUACAUCAAUCGACUUUCUUUUUUUACUCUUUGUAGUACGACGGUAAGGAAGGGAGCAAAAAAAUAUUCGCAUUUCCAUAUGAAUAUAGAAGUUUGCAUUCAAACACACACGUGUUAUAUCCGAACGACACGUUGGAAAAUGCUUCGUUUUUUGUUUUCUUUGUGCUGGAGGACUGUUGGUUGCAUUUGUUCACAGCGAAAAAGAAAAGGAUUGAGACGUUAGUCAACCAAUCAUUGCACUAACAUUUGUCCAUAUUAUAUUUUCUAUUCUUGAUCAAAAAAAUUUUCUCGAAGCAGUAACAGCAGCCCAAGACUUCAAAGUUAUAUUUUUACUACCAUUUCGAGAAACUUUUGUUCUUAACUCAUCAACAGAGUCAAUUAUGUGGCAGUCUAUGAUCUUUUUCUACUUUGCGAAUGCACAAUGGCGUUAGAAGCUUAAGUUAAGCUUCUAACGCCACUGUGCAUUCGCAAAGUUAUAUAGACCCCUGUCUUACUCGUGUUUUCGGAAAACACGAGUAAGACAUCCUUACGGACGUUUGACAUCCUUUCGACGUUGAAAAUGUCUUAAUCAGGUAUAUGAAAAAAUUACUCCAACGAAAUUGAUAAGUAAACUGCAUUUCUCUGUCGAUCUGAGCAAGAACCAGGCUUUUAUAAUAGGUUGAAAACGGAUAGGAGUAGUUUUAAUAAUAGCUCCAUGCUAGAAAACUCAGCAACGUUCUUUUAACUAAUUAAUUUUUUCUCGUCC